ACCAGUAUAAGACUAUACCUGGAGAGAAUCGAUCAAACCACAGUCUCCUGAAAACCACUAUGCGGGAUUCAGGUUUACAAUAAAUAUUUACAAAAUGGAUUCAAAACUUCCCUACGAUCCAAUGUCUGGGUUUAAUUUGGGAGAUUCGGGGUUCUUUUCGAUGAAAAAUUCUUUUAGUUCAGCAGUUAAUACUCCUUCAAAGCAAGACACGCCAUUUUAUAUUCCGUCAAAAUCUGGGAAAACUUCAGCUGAGAUUAUUGAGGAAGCAAAGGCUACGGUGGGAAAAUCCGCAGAUGACAAUUCAACCCGAGCCGCAGUGAGAACUGUCGAUACAAAACGUCCUUUCACUCCUCGUCAGACUGACAGACGAUUAUACUAUGGAUCGACGAAUCAUGUGGCUCGUCCUCCCAGUUCGUUUCGUCUCCUCCCCCUCCCGGAAGAGGAUCUUAAACGUCCCGUCACAGGAGUUAAGAUCACAACAAAUUCGGAGAAAGAAGGAUCUAAACUUCCGUCGAUUCAUCCCAUCAAUUCUCCGAAACCUACCAUGUCAGCACAGAGACGAUCUCCCAAGGAUCGGUCAAAGAGCAAUUACAGAUCGUCAAGCUUAACAGAUGUUGUUGAGGUAUCAGAACUAGAUCUUAUCCAGGUACAAAACGACGACGGACCAUCCAGCACUGAUGAAAUCAUCUAUGCCGAAGAUCCCAAAGAGAGAAUACAAAAAAGCGCAAAAAAAAAAUUCAGCCGAAACAAUUUUUAUGAUAAUUCUAUUUCUGAUAAACCUGUUGAACCUGCAAAGGUUGCCGAGGAUUUAAUCCUGCCAGGAUUACUGGAUAAUCUAAAACAACCAAACCUGAGCAGAGAUGAUAUCCUUGCAAGAAUGAAAAGCCUUUACACAUUCAUUGUCGACUCUGACAAUCCUAAAUUUUUUUCUAAACGAAGAGGUGAAAUUAUCAAGGUGCUCGGAGCCUACGUGGAUUCUGAAAAUCCAGAUGUCCUCAUUCAUUUAGUCCAAAUAUUAUUGUCAAUUAAUGUAAGAAAACAGAACCUUGCCACAGCAUACAAACUCAUCUAUAAGGUUGCAAGGGAGGCAGAGAAUGAUCCUUGCUUUUUAAACUCUGACACCCUAGAGCUUCUAGUUAAUUCUAUAGGAGGAGCAUGUCCAAUUAACGAUUCUGAAGCUCUGGUUUAUGGAUAUGGAGCUCUCAAGUUCCUCACCAUGAACUCUCAAACAAGAGAGAAAUUAAAGAAAAUGGGAAUUCUUGACUUGGUUUUACUCCAUCUUAAACUUAUCUGUGAAUCUAAGGCAGAAAAAAAGAUCCCAGAUGAGACGAGUCAUGUUCUAUUUCAGCUCACCGGAGUUGUCAGAAACCUUGUCAACGACAUUUCAAUGCAGAAGAAACUGGUGGCUAUGUCUGGGAUAACCCUGAUUUGCCGUUGUUUAGAACUGUUUAUAACUGAUCUCGACGUGGUUUGCAACAUCACUAGAUCUCUCUCUGUUCUCUCUUCAAACGACGAAGCUUGCAUUGUCCUUACAGAAAAUAAAAGUUUUGCCUCCACGGCGGUGAAAGUUUUACAGAAGUUCCCAGGGCGUCAGGAUAUUGUGGUCCGACUGUCAUACUGUCUAGGCAACCUCAUGGCUAAAUGUGAUGAAGCAAGACCAUACUUUGGUCCAGAUAAGGAUGAUGAUACAGGUAUUGACAACAUGGAUACUCUUCUUGAUCUUCUUCACUCAUAUAAAAAGAAGGACGUGGGACCUAAGGCCGAAAUAUCUAUCGCAAGUAAACUAGAAUCUGAAGACGAUCAUGGAUCUUCUGGAAACGCUGAAGAUGUUGUGAUCAAGAUCAUUCGUGUGAUUGCCAACAUGAGCAUUAAUCCUAAAGUUGGACAGCAGGUUGCCAGUAUACCCGAGGUCUACAACCAUCUGACGGAUAUCCUUGCAACCAGGAAUAUCAUUGAGAACGAGGAGUUGAUCCUCUCCACCCUGGCAACCCUCAACAACCUCACCUACUACCCUGUAGACAUCGGUAGCAAGGACACCCAAGAUUCCUCAAUCUACAACAAGAUCGAGAGAUACAUUGACUGUGCGAACAUCGAAGCUCAGAUAGAAUCAAGCCGAGUUCUAGGAAACCUGACCCGGUCGAAGAAUAUUCGAGAUCAGGUUGCGAAGUCGGAUACAUGGAACGUGGUGAUUCAUCUCCUAUCUACUGAUCAGCGUGAUCUUGUGUACACAAGUGUCGGGGUUAUUGUAAACAUGAUGUCAGACUGGGAUAAAAGAACAAAUCUGAGGAGUAUGGGAGGUGUGAGUAAACUGAUCAAGGUGCUCAGGGACUGUGUGACCAUGAUCAACGAUAACGAGGAUCAAGAUUGGUUACUCGCCAGUCUUACUUGUCAGGCUCUAUGGAACUACAGUAUCGACAGCAUGAACCUUUUCGACUGCAUGGACAAGGAGGAAAUCUCGGAGCUGGAGGCCGUCCUCGUCGAGUUCCUGGACGAGGAUAUCAUCUUCGGGUCCCAGGAGGAGCUGGACCCGGCCCAGGUCCCCAGGUACCAGGAGUGGGAGGAGUUUGCCAAGGUUGGAGUAAACUUAUUGGAACGAUUGGAAUCCUUCCUGGAACCUCUGGGACCUACAGACACAGAGGCAUCGGAGAACUCGGAGGAGGAUCAGGAGGAUCAGGAGGAUCAGGAUGAGGAUCUAGACGGAUCCGAUAUUUAUUAGGAUUAUCAAAUUUUAUUUCAACUGUAACUUAUUUUAUUUAAUAAAGAAAUAUUUAUAGAAAUGGCGGAAAUUACCGGGAAACGAAUUAAAGUGUGAUCAGACGGGAAAUAAUGAAUAUUUAAUGAUAAAAAAGAUUUUAGUGCACUACGUGUCCCAAGCUCAUUAAUCUUAAUGAUUUAUUAAUUUCUAAUGGAACUUUGAUUUCCAAACUGAUUAAACCUUAAUUUCCGGUUUAGGUAGAAAUACCUUUGGAUAUUUCAAACUUUAAAAUCUGCUAGAAUAAAUGAACUAUAAAUGACAUUUUGAAAUUAAAGAAGUUAGCUAAAGGAAUUGUGUGUGCCACAAACUCAAAUUUUCUAAUCCAUAUAAUCUUCGGAACCAAGUUUAAGUUU
Eurytemora carolleeae is the source of this 3108-nucleotide messenger RNA. RefSeq names its product armadillo repeat-containing protein 2. The coding region runs from base 95 to 2716 and encodes 873 amino acids. The record is from RefSeq and is a predicted model, not a curated record. NCBI's taxonomy places the organism in Eukaryota, Metazoa, Arthropoda, Copepoda, Calanoida, Temoridae. The transcript has 4 exons. Gene Ontology annotation, biological process: cilium organization.